UCUUUGUCCUUUAUCUUGCCUGUUUUUUUCUGCGCAUCUUGCCUGCACCGUCCGACAGCGCUGCAUCAGUUUACUGCCAAAUAAAAUAAAAUACAAAUAAAAUAUUUCCACUAGCCGUUUUUGCUCGCAUCCUCCAUGUGCUCACUGAGUAGAUGCUGCUCCCGUAUCGAGCGAAUAAGGGAAACGUAAUAAUCAGGGAAACGUGCAAAUCAGACUGGCAGAGGUCUCAUUGGCCACUAUCUCUACUGACUCUGGUUUUAUGUGAAACAUUUCAUAUAAAAGCUGAGUUUGUCCCCAUCCAGGUCAUUUUGAGCGACACCAUGCCAGAACAAAGCAAUGAUUACCGGGUGGUUGUGUUUGGAGCCGGAGGAGUGGGCAAAAGCUCCUUGGUCUUGCGCUUCGUGAAGGGAACCUUUCGCGAGAGCUACAUCCCUACUAUCGAGGACACCUACAGGCAGGUGAUCAGCUGCGACAAGAGCAUCUGCACGCUGCAGAUCACAGACACCACGGGCAGUCACCAGUUUCCCGCCAUGCAGCGUCUGUCCAUCACCAAAGGCCACGCCUUCAUCUUAGUCUACUCCAUCACCAGCAAACAGUCUCUGGAAGAGCUCAAGCCCAUCUUCGAGCAGAUCUGCCUGAUUAAGGGGGACAUCGAGAACAUCCCAAUCAUGCUAGUGGGCAACAAGAAUGACGAGGUGAACGCUCUUGAAGUGGAGAGCAGUGACGGAGAGGCUUUGGCCAGGAGGUGGAAAUGUGCCUUCAUGGAGACAUCGGCUAAGACAAACCACAACGUUAAGGAGCUGUUUCAAGAGCUGCUUAAUUUGGAGAAACGCAGAACUGUUAGCCUUCAGAUCGAUGGCAAGAAGAGCAAGCAGCAAAAACGAGCUGAGAAGCUCAAAGGCAAAUGUGUGGUCAUGUGAAAAACCAAAGUGUGCUUGGAAAACCAAAACGGUUUCGCUUUCACGAUGCUCUGGCUAGCACUGUUUACACCUGAAAACAAGAAUGUUGGACACAUACCAAGGUACACUUUUACAGGAACAAUGAUUCAGUGAGACAGUGGUAAACCUUUCUUUCUUCUGUGGAACACAAAAGUAACAUUUUUGAAGAAUAUGCUGGCUGCUCUUUUCCAUAUUACAAAUUAUACAGAUUAUUCAGAAAUUCUAGCUCUUUGAAACGUUUUCCUGUGGAGAAAUACCUAAAGAAUCCGUGAAGUUAGCACUUUUAAUAACUUCUCUAGCUUGUCACAGAUGUGAACCAGAUUUUAGUAACCAACCUGUUCUACUCUGUUCUAGACCACAAAAAGAUGGGCUGAUGUGCAUGAACCCAAUGGCAGUACUAAUACCCUUUCUUUUAUCAAUAAUGUAUACUAACAAUUGCAUAUGACAUUUCAAAAAGCAGUAAAAUCAGUCCUUACAGCACAGGCUGGGCUGCAGCAUAUUAAUGCACUGUAUAACAAAUACAUCAUAUAUGGCAGUUCAUGAUUGCAUAUAUCAGCUGAAUGGGAACAUGUCAAGGCAUGCAGCCAGUAAUGAAGGUAGUAGUCAACCAAAAUAAGCUAAAUGGUUGUUGCUGUGUUAGUUGUGCAAUUUAUUAUCAAAGAUUUAAGUAAGGCUGCUGUAGUUUUAUUUUACUUCCAUAUGCCUUAGAAUUAAAGCUUAGGCUAUAGUUUUAUUUUUAGGCUUUUUUUAAUAAUAAGGAGUUUAGAAAUUUGCUUUUUGAAAAGGGAGUUGACUAUUUUCCUAGUACAGUAUUUGUAUCAAGGGAUAUUGUAGCAUGAAAGGAAAGAUCAGCUAAAUUCACAUAAACAUUAAUUAAUUGUAAAACUUAAAUGAAAACUGCACUGCCCAAAAAAAAUAGAGAUUUUCUUAGUAUUUUGGUCGUUUUUUUUGGUACAUCUUGUUUUACCUUUUGAUUUAAAAAUAGUUUUUCUUACACCACUGACAGAUAUUUGUUCUUCUUUUUUGAGCACAUUUUUGAUCAUUUUUUUCACAAAACAAGACUUUAUGUCUUAAGUCAUUUUGCUUCUCAAGUAAAUGCAUCUUGAUUCAAGAAUGUUGAGUUAAUUGUAAUAGAAAACGAGACAAAAAUACUUAGUAAGAAAAUCAGUUUUUGCAGUGUGGCUGAUUCAUUUUUGAAUAUUGUAAACACUAAUAUUAACUGCUGAUAAAAUGACUAAUAAUUGGCAGUAGUGCUUUUUCAAAUGAACUAACAUGAGCUAUCAACUAUUGUAGAUGUGUUUACACAUAUUUAAUGAAAUAUCAGCAAGUGCUUUUGAGAGUGAUAUAUAUAUUUUGUAAUUAUAUAUUUUUAGCAUGACAGGUCUUGUAAUCAAGUUCAAGUGCUAUACUGUAUUGAAACUCACUUGUCUGGUUAGAGUGAUGUAAACAGCUGUUUAUUAACUAUAUUAGAGUACUGGAGACCUUUAAUGCCAUAUUUAACUUGAAUCUGUGCAAAUGUUGCUAAUGAGAAUUGAUGGCGAUAUGUAGCUAUUAUGGAUGCUCAGUCCCAAAGCUUACAGUGGGUUUCUGUUAUACAGUAGGAGUUCCGAUAUGUAAAAUGUAAUAUUGUUUUGAUGAAAUGCCUGCAUAGACAUCAUGUGUGCCUACAAGUUUAUAUGAUUGUAUUAUGGGUCACAAGAAUAAAUAAUAUUAUGCAUUUGAUGCUGAAUAGUCUUAUUAUACUGAGAGGCUAUAAUGACAGCGGUCUGUUUUUCUUGAAUCAUCCAUUAACUAGAUAUGUAUCCAACAUUUUCACAUGAAAACAUUUUAAGGGUUGCAAUAGAAGCCUGCUGCCUUUGAAUUCAAACAAUU
This is a messenger RNA of Onychostoma macrolepis, 2810 nucleotides long. RefSeq names its product GTP-binding protein Di-Ras2. Gene Ontology annotation, molecular function: GTP binding; GDP binding; GTPase activity. Gene Ontology annotation, cellular component: plasma membrane. The record is from RefSeq and is a predicted model, not a curated record. The coding region runs from base 153 to 920 and encodes 255 amino acids. The transcript has 2 exons. NCBI's taxonomy places the organism in Eukaryota, Metazoa, Chordata, Actinopteri, Cypriniformes, Cyprinidae. Gene Ontology annotation, biological process: signal transduction.